Messenger RNA from Trypanosoma theileri, 849 nucleotides. RefSeq lists its product as uncharacterized. Lineage: Eukaryota; Euglenozoa; Kinetoplastea; Trypanosomatida; Trypanosomatidae. The record is from RefSeq and is a predicted model, not a curated record. The transcript has a single exon. Bases 1 to 849 code for a protein of 282 amino acids.
AUGAUGAUGAUGUGCCGUGUGAUGUGUGUGUUGGCCGUUGUGCUGUGCUGCGCCUGCGGGUAUACCAUGGCGGAUCCUACUGUAUCUUCUGCGGCUUCUGCUAAUGUGCGUGAAGAUGUGCGGAGUAUUGGUUGGGGUGGUUGGGGUGAUUUUCUUGCAACAGCAGGCCAUGAUGCGGAUUGCAGGGAUGGGAGUAAUGAAUAUACAAGUACUGGAAUAAAAUGCUCGGACUGGAAAACACACGGGAAUCUCAGUGGUCCACCACCAGCAUCGCCACCACCCGUUACCGAGUCCCCACCAGGUGCUCCUGCACACAAACAGAGUUCAGAAGCUAAUGACCUACAAACAGGAAAGCCACCGGGUGCAUCACAAGAUGAACUCGCUGGUGAUCUGCAACCCGUUGUCCCUGGGGGUUCUAGAGCACAAGAUGGUGAGAGUGCCGAGAUCGCAAAAGGAACAAGUAUGUCGAGAAAAGAAAGACAAGAAGAAGAGUCAACUGCAGUUAAACGAAGUAACGAUGAAGCGUCAAAUAAACCAGCUAAUAACAGCACACCUCAGGAGUCUGCUGCAGCGCCACAAAGUAACAAUGAAGGGUCGAAUGCAGGUAACAGUGGUUCUGGCGCAGACUCACAAGAAACAAAUACUACUACUCAGCCGAGCUCCGAGAACCCUACCACAGAAGCACCAACCGCCACUCCAUCUCCUGCACCCAACGCAGAUAUCAACACUAUUGCUUCCACAGUACAGAAGAAGACUAAUGCUGACAGCAGCAGUAUCAAUUCUGUGUGGGUGCGCACUGCAGCACCGCUGCUGAUUGUAGCUGUAUUCUUCUCCGCUACUGUGUACUGA